Fusarium musae is the source of this 906-nucleotide messenger RNA. RefSeq lists its product as uncharacterized. The transcript has 2 exons. The record is from RefSeq and is a predicted model, not a curated record. The coding region runs from base 1 to 906 and encodes 301 amino acids. Lineage: Eukaryota; Fungi; Ascomycota; Sordariomycetes; Hypocreales; Nectriaceae.
AUGGCCGCUCUCGCUGCACUCUGCCUUGCAUUGGCUUCCCAGGGCCUUACAGCCUGGGCCCUCGGUUUCACUGCCCCCACAAACCUUGCCCGACCUGCUAUUGCAGCGGUUGUUGCUCUGCUUACCUGGUUCUUCAAUCAGGCCAUUCUCGACGCAUUGCCCAGUCGUUUACAGGUGGCGUUGCUAUCUACAGGAAUGUGGAUCCAAUGCUUGAAGACGUUUGACGAUCUCUGCCUGAGCAGAUUGUCUUUCGAGGGUAUAUCGCCAUCUUUUACGAAGCGUGCGUCCUUUGGGGUCAGCAAUCUUUGGAACAUGCGUGGUGUUGGUACGAGGAAGCAGAUAUCCCAAAUCCCUCCCUGGUCUAGCCAGACACACUCUCUCGUACCGUCUCGCAGCCAUGAACUUAGACGACAUGUGAGGAAUUCUAUCAUCAGCUUUCUCAUCCUCGAUGUCUUUGCCGCCCAACCACCUCCAGAUCCCAACAUGAUAUCUCCCCAGAAGGAACACUUGCUGACACGCAUCGGCCAAAUCACUCCCGAAGAGGCAAUGUUUCGCUUCUUUGCCACCUUUGGUUUCUGGCUCAACACCUUUUGCGUCAUCCAUCUUAUCAACAGUGCUUUUUCUCUUCUAUACCUCAGCCUAAACCUAUACCCCGUCGAAAUGCUACCCCCGAUCUGGGGUAGUCUCUCCGAGGCUUACAGCGUUAGGCGUUUCUGGGGUAAUUUCUGGCAUCAGACGCUACGACGUCACCUCACCUCCCUUUCAGACUUCCUUGUCCAUGGGAUUCUUCGCAUGCCAAAGGGUCUUGUUUCUCGUUACUGCAAGCUUAUCGGCGCUUGGGAUAUCGGUGAAGGAGACCAACGUUAUCAACUAUUUCGUUACAACUGCACUGGUGAUUAUUUGUGA